Molecule: messenger RNA, 1083 nt
Organism: Sinocyclocheilus grahami
Lineage: Eukaryota; Metazoa; Chordata; Actinopteri; Cypriniformes; Cyprinidae
Product: synuclein-like
Exons: 5
Coding region: 9-266 (85 amino acids)
Biological process (GO): synapse organization; synaptic vesicle endocytosis; chemical synaptic transmission
Cellular component (GO): axon terminus; neuronal cell body; cytoplasm
Molecular function (GO): cuprous ion binding
Source: RefSeq, a predicted model, not a curated record
AACGUAUCAUGUUUGUUUCAGGCAACAAGACAAAGGAGGGAAUGGUGUCAGGCGUAAACACAGUUGCCCAGAGGACCACCGACCAGGCGAAUAUUGUCGGUGAAACAGCGGUAGGCAGCACUAAUGAAGUUGGACAGAAGACAGUAGAGGGACUGGAGAAUGUGGCUGCAACAACCGGCCUAGUCAACCCGGAUGAGGCUUUAUAUGAGGGUGACUUCUCUCAUGGGGGCGGCAUGGAAGGAGGAGAUGGUGGAGAGGGUUAUUAGUCCAGAGGCCUGAAGCUGAAACAGUCCCCUCUCUUCCCUCUGACUCUCCACCUCUGAGUUUCUGCUCCAAAACCUCACCCCUUCCAGACCCCAGAUGUUACUGAUAUUUUUUGUGACUGUAUGGAAAACCAAGUUGAAAAAGACUUUCCCUGAGCCCUGUAGCCGUUAGAUGUGUGACGCUUCCCCACCUCUCCAUCUGUGGUGUCGUCAUGCUGUUCUUUAUUGUUAUUGUCAUUCCUUAGCCUGUCCACACCUCAUCUAAAACACACACAAACACUCAUACAUGGACAGGAACCGUGAAGCCCAGAGGCUGAUAUCAGAGGUUGAAGUGGUCUUUUAGGAGCAUGGCUGAAAGAAAAAAAGAAAAAAAAGAAACCUGCAUGACCAGUAAUGUAAGAAAAGCAAUACAUCUCAUUUCAUCAGGGCAUGUAGCAAUGUGUGUCUGGAUCUUUGUGAGAUCAUAGCCAUGUUUCAAUUUAUUUAGUCUUGAAAAUGCUGCAAUGUACACAAUAAGUUGUGUGUACAUUAAGAGAUACAUUACAUUCCUUUAGUUCAGUAUGUGUGCAGAAUAGAGUUACUGUGUGCUUGACCAAUAGACUUAGCGUGUGAUUUGUUAGAGUACGAACAAAUGUUUAUUCACAAAAUGUGAACGCAUACUGUAUACAUAGAUACACGAUUAUCCGUUUUGAUGUAGCUGUGUUAGACUUGCAUUUCUUCAUUAGCUUGUACACAUGAGAUUUGGGCUUGAAUGAGGUUUGCGUUGAAAAAGGGUGUUGAAUCCCUCGGCUGCUAGGACAAGGAGCCUUUGAAUGUUAUA